Molecule: messenger RNA, 1616 nt
Organism: [Torrubiella] hemipterigena
Lineage: Eukaryota; Fungi; Ascomycota; Sordariomycetes; Hypocreales; Clavicipitaceae
Source: the annotation of a GenBank genome assembly
GCACAAGUUGCCCUAGCAUCCCAUUUUUUUUUUUAAUUUCUCCCAGUAUUCGUGAUCCAAUUAUUGUGAAUAUGAAGGCUUCGGCUUACAUCAUUUUAAGCAACGCUUCGACUUUGCUUGCGUUUUCUGCCCAGAAACCGCUCUCUCCGCAGUCUCAUGAUCCAUUUACGACCGAUAUCGACGACUUUGUAACCACGGCAAUGUCUAAAUGGCACAUGCCUGGCCUUGCUAUUGGUAUCGUCGACGGAAAUGAAACCUACUUUCAGGGUUACGGGUAUGCCUCCCUGCCAGACGCACCAGUGACCCGCGACACCCUGUGGCACGGCGGCUCAACCACCAAGGCUAUUCUCGACGCUACUCUUGCGCGUAUUAUUCACAAUCAGACGUAUCCCACAGUAUCACGAGGCUGGAAGACACGCAUUUCGGACAUCAUUGGCGACGAUUUCCGUCUGGUGGACGACUGGGCCACUCGGCACAUUACGCUGGAAGAUGGGGCUAGUCACCGGUCCGGGCUGCCGAGGCACGAUCUUUCGUGGAUUACAGCAAACGACUCCCGCAGUGUACGGGAUAUCGUGCGCAGCUUGCGCUUUCUCCCCCCUUCUGCAGAGCCAAGAGAAACCUUUCAGUAUUGCAAUCUGAUGUACGUUGUGCUUACCGGCGUUCUCGAGUCCAUUACUGGCUUCGACUGGUGGUCUGCCGUGACUAAAGUCCUCCUUGAACCACUGGGCAUGGAAUCAACGUACUCGGACCUGGACCUCGCUGAAAACAGCGGCAAGCCCGUGGCGAAAGGCUACAGCUGGGAUGGCUCCUCGGAAAGCUACGAGCCGUCACCCAGACGGAAUUUCAAAGAGGCUUUCGGUGCCGGCGCCGUGGUAUCAACUGUGGACGACUACCUGAGGUGGGUACGGUAUGUGAUGGAUUCCGGGCCUGUACAAGACGAGCUGCGAGCUGUUCGUACACCAAUGGCCAGCACCGUGCUUGGCGCAAUACCGGUUGGGUACUCCUUGGGCUGGAUGCACAGUAUUAUAGGGGGAAAGAAGGUGUGGCACCACAGCGGCGCGACCACAUCGCACACCGCAGAUGUCUACUGGGUGCCAGAUCUGCAGUGGGGAUUCGUCUCCUUUUGUAACUCAUACAACGGAAACCUUGCCAUGGAGUCCAUUGCGUUGCGGCUGCUUGAUGAGAAAUUGGGCACUCCCAAAGAAGACCGCCAUGAGCCGCCCGCCGUGCCUGACGAGGAUGACAUGGACUUUAUCAAGGAAUACUAUCCGGACUUGACAAAGGCGCGACUUCCAUCACCAAUUAGCACCGACCAGCUAGUUGGCACCUACCACGAUGAUGGCUAUGGCACGCUGAAAGUGCAGUGGGACGGCGAUAAGUUAGUGGGAAUCCCGGUGGGCAUGCAGCAUGACUUUGUAUUUGAGCACGUCUCGGGUGAGUUCUGGCUUGGUUUCAUCCGGCUAUGGGCAGUGGGCGCAAGGCCUGCUGAAGCGGCCGGUGUUCAGUUUACAACGGCCGUUGAUGGUAGGGCAAAUGCAAUGAAGCUGACGCUCACACCGCCUGGCAGCAAGACUCUAGGUGAAGGGCCUGUAACUUUUAAACGCAUCGGAGCAUAA